This is a messenger RNA of Pelobates fuscus (common spadefoot toad), 855 nucleotides long. RefSeq names its product tetratricopeptide repeat domain 32 (gene TTC32). Bases 27 to 434 code for a protein of 135 amino acids. Gene Ontology annotation, molecular function: protein binding. The record is from RefSeq and is a predicted model, not a curated record. The transcript is spliced from 3 exons. NCBI's taxonomy places the organism in Eukaryota, Metazoa, Chordata, Amphibia, Anura, Pelobatidae.
GAUUUCCUUGUCUGUGUUAGCUCGGGAUGGAGAAGGACCUGCUAAGGGCUGCGAACGCAGAGUUGGAGAAGCGUCAGCUUGUGGAGGCAGAGCUGCUUUAUGGCGAGGUGAUUGAGAAGUGUUCCCAGGACAGGAACUGCAGUAUUGCCGAUCUUGCCACAGCCUUCAAUAAUAGAGGACAAAUCAAAUAUUUCCGGGUGGAUUUCUAUGAGGCAAUGGAUGACUACACAGAAGCAAUCAAAGUUAAUCCUAAUUUUGAAGUCCCGUAUUAUAACAGAGGUUUAGUUUUGUAUCGUCUUGGUUUUUUUGAUGAAGCGAUCAAGGAUUUCCAACAAGUUUUGCAUUUAAAUCCUCAGUUUGAAGACGCAAAGAUAAGUUUAAAACAGAGUCUUCUGGACAAAGAGGAGAAGAGGAGACGCAUUGCUUGCAACUAACAACAAUAUCGGUUAAUACAAUACGCCAAUUCAAAUAGACAUGCUGAAAUUAAAUCUGGUUAGAAGAUGUGAUUGAUUUGUUGGACACUUACCAAUCUUUGAAACCGUACUACCUAGCAGAUCCGAGUCAGAUUUCUUAUCUUGUUGAUAUGUGCCAAGAUGCAAUAUUGGCAACUGAAAUGACAAUGACGUGACUUGCAGCCAGGCAGAUUGUGGUUGUAGGACACAGUGAUGACUAAACUCGGUGCCUCGGGUGAUUUCCCAUAAUCUUGUGGAAUCAUUUUCUAAUCGUAAAUUCUUUUGGAGGCUUUGUACGAUUGUAGAAAUCAGUCUAUCACACCAUAAUAAUCUGCAACAAUGCCUCCAUAGACUAUGCAAAAAAAAUAAAUGAGAAAACAAUAAAAACUACCAGGUAAAAUAA